AGUGACGCGGGCACUCCAAAGAGUUCAGCAUCUGGGAGCAAAACAACAGCCAGCUUCAUUUGAGUUGCCAUCGGGUCUUCAACGAAGCCUAAUUUGCACACGGCAAUAACAUCUACCAGAUUUGGUGGCCAUAAUGAAUCCAGUGUACAGCCCUGCACCAACAGGGGUUCCUUUCACCAAUUCCAAGGGUAUAGGCUAUCCAGCUGGCUUCCCUGUUGGCUACGCAGCAGCUGCCCCAGCAUACACUCCUAAUGUCUACCAAGGAGCAAAUCCAGCCUUCUCAAGUGGUUACGCCCCUGGGGCUCAAUUCAAAAUGUCCUGUUCCCCAAACACCGGGACUGUCCCGCCGUACUCAUCCUCCCCAAACCCCUACCAAGCUGCUGUAUACCCAGUAAGGAGCAGCUACCCCCAACAUAACCCUUAUGCACAGGCGCUGAUACCUUCACAACAGCAAGGUACUUACUUCACACAGCCACUGUAUGCGGCACCGCCUCACGUGAUCCAUCACACAACAGUGGUCCAGCCCAAUGGGAUGCCCGCGGCCAUGUAUGCCCCAUCCAUCCCUCCUCCCCGCAACAAUGGGGUUGCCAUGGGGAUGGUAGCCGGCACCACUAUGGCCAUGUCAGCUGGAACUCUGCUGUCGACUCCAUCACCAGCGCCCGCCGCUCUCGCCCCGCACCCCGUCACCGUGCCCACAUAUCGGCCCGCCGGCACGCAGAGCUACAGCUAUGUGCCCCCGCAGUGGUGAAGUCCAAGCAGAGUGAGGUGUAUGAUAUGCAUUCACACUCCACUCCAGUGUUUUUUGCUCGCGGCGGUGGACCAACUCUGCCAGCAUCUGCAACCAGUUUGUCUUCUUCCAGUAUAAUGUGAAUCUGAAACCAUGUAGGUCCAUUAGGACAGAGAGAUGGGUCAGGCCCGUCUAUCCUCGAGUCUUAAUGGAAUUAGGCUUCAUUCCACGCCGCACCCCUACAAGCCUGUUGCAUAUCUCACAUCCAAUGGCCUAAACCUCCAUGCAAUUGUUUAUGCAGGCUGUCAUGCAGAAUUUUACAGUUUUAAGUAGCUUGUGGUGAAAUUGGAGUUCGGAGUAGUUUGUCCCCACCUAUUUUGGAGAUGCGUCUGAUGUUGAAUGCAUGUUCUGUAUGUUGAUAUGUCAAGUAACGCUAGCGCAAUCGACCUGCUGUGACCGAUGCAAACUCCUUCAAAAGGAACACAUCCAAAGGACGUUAAAAGUAAGAAAUCUCCGAUGCUGACUUCCCAGUCACCCCAUCUUAAAUGUGAAACAAGAUGAGAAGUGUUCAUGCAAAAAAAAAAAAAAUAAUAAUAAAAAAUAGCAAAGUUGCA
Phycodurus eques (leafy seadragon) is the source of this 1341-nucleotide messenger RNA. RefSeq names its product family with sequence similarity 168 member B (gene fam168b). NCBI's taxonomy places the organism in Eukaryota, Metazoa, Chordata, Actinopteri, Syngnathiformes, Syngnathidae. The record is from RefSeq and is a predicted model, not a curated record. The coding region runs from base 134 to 748 and encodes 204 amino acids. The transcript has 7 exons.